Pomacea canaliculata is the source of this 3916-nucleotide messenger RNA. Its product is annotated as leucine-rich repeat-containing protein 74A-like. The transcript has 11 exons. The record is from RefSeq and is a predicted model, not a curated record. Bases 1382 to 2005 code for a protein of 207 amino acids. Gene Ontology annotation, molecular function: protein binding. Lineage: Eukaryota; Metazoa; Mollusca; Gastropoda; Architaenioglossa; Ampullariidae.
AUCUGGCAAACCUGUUGUCUCCACCUGAAACCAGACCUUCUUGAUUACUUUUGUUCCUUCGAACGCUUAAGUGCCUCUUAAAAAGGAAUUUAAAAAACUGUUGGUGCGAAAACAUGAGGAGUGGGUGUGAGUGUGUCUUCGGGUGAGGGUGUGUGUGGCCAACGAAACACCUGAAAGAUAAGAUAUCAACGUCAAAGAUCUAUGGUCGAUGAGCACUCAACAAACGCGACCUACCUUACCUUCUGACCCUUAGCCUUACGAAGGCUAAACAUGGAGGAAGUUUUUGUGUGUAGUGUUUGAGCAGCACUUUACUGCCCAUGAGAAGAAUGUCACAUCGAUAAUCGCUCACUAAAAUUUCACAGUAAAGAGCGGCGCUAACAGGUGUACACAGGUGUAAAUAUGUGCACCUGUACUUCGAACUCCCGAGCGUGUCAAAUGUUUCCGGAUCAAGGCAUACAAGGACUACCCGAGGCCUCCAGCCACCCGUGCAUGCCACGCACCCAUUACGCAGCUGACGUGCACGGUCAAGUUAAGCGUUGAUCUCUAUGGAAAAUUGCUUUUGAAGUUCCAAGUGACCUCGUCCCAUUAAAACUCUUUUGAAAAUCGAUCUGAGUGUAAAGAACUGACCACCCAAACACGGCGUUCUCGGGUGAGAGAAACAGGGUGUAGUCGUCAGACAGGGACAGGAGAGUUGAGACACUGAUCGCAGGAAUGAGACGGUUUACUGUCAAUUCUCCUCUCGUGCCUAGUGACAAACAUGUUAAAGUCUGAGGCACCAGUGUUGGUUUUCAGUUUAUUGCCACUACAACCGACUGCAGUAUAGUCAAACGUGUGGCAAGAAUUUUCUUGGACUUUCAUUUAAGAAUACUUACUUCUUGGAGUUUUUCAAGAAAGCUUAAGCUUAAGAGGGCAGACGACAAGGAUUGCCUGUAGAAAAGGUCAACAUGCCAGCCAGUCGAAAAGACACAGCGGCAUCCAGGCAAAUGGUCUCGGAAAGAAAGACGGUUAGCCGGAAGCCGCGCGAUGAAGCUCUCUUCAUGACGGAGCUGGACAACGUGCGCAAAGAUUCCGACCUGAGCGGCCUUACGUCCCCAGACAUCGACCUCGAAAAGGAUGACGAGGAGAAAGAGGAACCACGGCGCAAACUUGGAGCGGACGAGAUUAAGGUGAAGCUCUACCGCCGGGAGUGUCGCCAGUUAGAUGUAACACCAGUUGGCGCUUACCUUCGGUCUCCUUCCUCCCCCGUGCUGUGCAUCAAGCACUAUUCUCUUGGACCACGUGGCGCACGGGCACUAGCAGUGCCCCUGAUGUUGGACUCUUGUAUCACGUGUUUGGACUUGGAAGGAAAUGAUCUUGGAGGGGAAGGAGCUAAAAACCUUUGAUGGAAGCCUUGAUAGAGAACUGCAGCAUCACAGAACUGAACCUCAGCAACAACAGCCUGGGAAGUGCAGGUGCUGGCGCCGUGGAGAAAAUUUUGAUGCAGAACAACCUCAUCCACUCCGUUACUUUGUCUGGUAAUCACUUCAAGGACGUGGACGUCGAUCAUUUCGCUCUCGUGCUGAAUGAAAGAAAAGUGCUGAAGUCAUUGAACCUGUCUCAUAACGAAUUCGGAGACAUUGCUGCGUCUGUUCUAGGACAAGCCUUAGCAACCAACGACACACUUGAAUCCUUAGACCUCAGCUGGAAUCACAUUCGGCCAAAGGGAGGCAAAUCGCUUAUGGCUGGUAUAAAGGAAAACGUGGGACUCAAACGUCUGUCAGUGGCCAACAACGGUCUGGGUGAUGAGGGCUGCGGCGCGGCUGCGAUGGCCAUCAGCAGCAACAGCAGUCUGCUGGAGCUGGACAUGUCCGGCAACAGAAUCACCAACACCGGCUUACUAGCCUUCGCAUCGCAGAUAAAAACCAACGAAACUCUGCAGGUGCUGAAGCUUGGCAACAACUUGGCCACUGGACUAGGAGCUCAGGCUUUGGGCGAAGCCAUUUUGGAGUCUGAGACAAGUGCUUGAGAACUCUUGACCUCGUGAACAUCAGCGUGUGGGAAACUCUGGCGGAGCUGUUGAAAACGCAUGCGCAGACGCGUCCCUUGAAAGUCGUGCACGGGACGGUCACGCGCCGUGAAGUACCACGUGACCAGUUAGAGCAGCAAUUCAAAGACGACAUCAUGGCUGCGUUUAAAGAGCGUGAGAGUGCACAGAACCUGUCCACAGACAAUGGGGUUGAACUCAAGAUGGACGACCCCCAAAGCUUGGCAAAAACAUUUGAAGAACCAAAGCAGAACCUCGACCUACCCGCUGGAGGAGAGCUUGAUUCAGAAAUGAUAGAGGAGGAAACAUCUGACAUAAACGAUGCUGUCAUUGACGACACCAUAAACUCUUCAAAUAGCGCCUCACCUGUGAUUGCUACAGGUGACACAGCCAAAGAACGACUUGACGACAGCAGCAUGGAGGACCGGAAGGAGGACGUAGUCAUAUCAAAUGAAGCUCAAGAAAACAAAGGAGAGAGAACUGUGGAAAGCAUCCUGGAUCAUGUGGAUGAACAGAAGACUGAGGAGUUGGAAACGGAAAAGACUAUGCCUUCGCCGGAGUUCGGGGCAGACACGUGAAAGGAAUACUAAGACGACGUAGGCAACGAGGCGUCAACACAACUAAUCUUCAAGGCAACCUUUCUGUCUGUUAUAUACAUACGAUAAACCCGUUUUUACGGAUGAUUUUCGAUGAAUGAAAAGAAUAAAGGGUACGGAAAGCAUGUGUAACUGUGGCGAUUUAAGAAGCACACAGUUGGAUACUGUAUCUGAAGAAUCCUGAAGGAAACAUUACUUCUUGAUUGUGAUAGAACAUAAUUGUUGCAGAACUGAGCUAUGUCAAACGAACUAUUUUUUUUUUUUUUUUUUUUUUUUUUUUUUGUGGCACAUUUGCAUGUGAAUCCGUUCAUGCUUGCGUACAUGUGUCUGUUUUGUAAGUUCUUGAGUGCGUGAGAGACAUACAAACAGAUAGACAGAAAAACAGAAUGUCUCGAGUUGAGAGGAAGUGCUCUAGAUUAUCUAUUAUGUUUGUGUGUUGCGGACGUGUUUUGUUUUGGAUAUCAGCAACAAAUCUUGUAUUUACCUGAGUUACAUUUUUCUACUCUCUUCUCUCUUGCAGAUGGAUUGGAUGUACAUGUAUUGUUCCACACUUAAAAAAAAAAAAAAAAAAAGAAACAUAUCAGGAUCUAUUUAUUGACUUUCAACACUGGCUUAUUUUAUCAGUUUCGGUCUUGUUGUUUUCACAGCAGCGAUCGUGAGAGUUGGGUUGCAGUGAAUUAGCUCCAGUGACGAUAACCAUAUGCUGGUCACUUAUCUCUUUGUCUCUCUAACCUUUUUUUUUUAUUAUUAUUAUUUUUUUCCAAAAUGUGAACCCGUUCAAUGUCCAGUGAUCACCCUUAGCCAAAGGCCGUUCCGAAUAUGGACGAACAUUUAACAAAGUUUGAGAAAGUUUUUUUUUAUUCACAACUCAGGUAAAAUCUUGGUCAAACGUUUGUCCAGAUAUGUUCGGUUAACGAUACGAGUCUAAGCAUUUGCUGUGUUCUUUGUUUUAUAUCACUGACUGCGAUUGUCAUAUGGAUAUCAUGAUGGUACUGAGCCGUAGCCUAUGGACUGGAUAUUGUGCUAAACGUGGAACUUGUAUUAUUACUAUUAAUGUACAUUUGAGUGACUAUAUAUUUAUGCAGUGUUAAACUGGACAACAUGAAUCUCGUUAAUUUGUUUGGUCUCAAAGUAAUAUCUUCUUUCGGAGAGCAAUAUCUUAGCUUGCAAUUUGCUAACAUUGUGAUGGUGAAUUCUGUACUUUUUUUAUGAAGAUGAUAUCCUGCUGUUAAUGUACGACUUUCAAGUAACUCUGAAUGAAACUGUUUUCUGAAAUACUAGUAAACACUGCUGACUA